UUUGUAAGUUAGGUAAUAGUUAAUGCAAAGUACUGUAGUGUAGUGGUGUACACGAUAUGAUUAUUAAUUAGUCGAUUACUCAUUACUGGUAAUAUUAUUAAUACUAGUACUGCUAAACACAAGGCAGCUACUGAACUAGUUCAUUGUGUGGCAUUAUUCUCGUGACUUUCAAUGUUUCAUUUUCAAAGGAGGUUGAUUCACUUUUAGGUUCUGAAAACUGAGAUGAUUGACUUAUGGGAUGAGUUGCCAUUAUAGUAGUGGAGACCAGUACAUAACAGGAGUAGAAGAGGGGUAUUGAUGAUAUCCUGAAAAAUAUAAGAGAAGAUGUGGUCAUUGGUUCAUGCUAAUCGAGGAGACUGUGGUAAUGUACCAUGUGUUCGAUCAAAGCAUGCUGUAUGUUUGACCAAAGAAGGACUGAUCUAUCUAUUAGGGGGACGUUCAGGAAAUUUACCAAUGAAAGAUCUUUGGAAAUAUGACCCUGUUCAAAACCAAUGGGAAAAAAUUCAUUGUUAUGGCUGCUCUCCUCCUCCUCUUCAAGAGCACACAGUAGUCUCAUGGAAGGAUAAACUCUAUGUAUUUGGAGGGGAAGUAGGAUUUGCAUCUAGGGGAGAGACACCUUUGUGGGUUUUAGAUACAGAAACAAACUUAUGGGAAAAGAAACACUCAAAAACAGCAGCUUUUGGCCAGCCAUCAGGACGGCGUGGACAUACUUCUUUGAAGUACAACUGUAUGAUGUAUAUCUAUGGUGGCUACCAAGAUUUAAAGGGAUCAUUAGAUGAUUUAUGGGCAUUUGAUUUUGACUUGGAAAGGUGGCAUCUUUAUGUAUUCCCAAGAUCGUUUGAACUGCCACCACCACGCCAUAAUCAUACCAGUAUCCUUCAUGAUGCAGCAAUGUGGGUAUAUGGAGGAAUGACAGAUUUGCAGGAAAGAGGAGACUUUUGGAAACUUGAUUUUCCAUCACUAAAGUGGUCAAGACUACGAACAAAUAAAGGACCAGGAGUCCUACAUAACCACUCAGCUGUAAAAUCCUUGGGGCACAUGUAUGUCUUCGGAGGAGAACGAGGUGUAACUGUGUUAAAUGACCUGUGGAGGUAUCACUUUGCCACUCAGGUUUGGGAAAGAGUCAUCACAGAAGGAGUAGUACCAAGUCCAGUCAUACAUCAUGUUGCUGUUGCUAAUCCAGCCCAAUUUACAUGGGAGGAGAAAUUCCAAACACUGGAUUACUCAAGAACCAUGACAGAGAGGAAACAAUACAGGUUUACUGACAGUCCGUCCACAAACGAGAAUAAGCCAUGUACCCAGAAUCUUUUAGAAUCAGUUCAUGACAAUCAUUUAACUUCUCCAGAAAACAAAAAGUCACGCCACUAUUUAAAAGUUUGUGUUCGUCCUUUUUCUCGACUUUGUUCUAAAUCUCCAAAUUCUGAGGAGAGUGAAAAGAAUAAACAGUAUGUUGCAGUUGCAUACAAUGUAUCUACAAACCAAGUGCAGUUGAGAUCUUUAAGAGAUGAGAAUAAGAGUGGUAAUUUGCUAAGAAAUUCACAUAACAGUAGUUACAAUAUUCUGCAUAGUUCUGAUGAAACUCUUGAAGAAGAACAGUUGGUCUGCCUCAUGGAGAAAACCUCUUCACUUCAAGAAAGUCCUUGUUUUACUUCCAGCAUUUUCACCCAGAAGUCCAUUAGUUCUGAGGGAAUCUUGGAGCCAGAUAGUAAAACAUCAUCUUUUCAAUACAAGUCUUUGUCACAGGAUGAUGUCCUAAUGCCUCUUAAUUCAGAAGUAUUGGAAAGAGAGGAGUCUAUUGGAAUCCCUGAUCUAGGCCAUGUUGAACGGCAGCUUAAGAUGUCUCAAUCUCUUUAUCGUCUUUGUUGGACCAGUAAUGAGAAAGUCACCAGUGAGGACUUGCUUCAAUUUUCAAACAGUGACAUCAAAACAUUUCCACCAAUGGAAGAUUGCUCUAAGAAUUUGUCUGAUAAAGGUGAGUUUACAGAUGUUUUCAGUAUUGAUUCACAUUCCCCUAUAUCUGUUCCUAAUGAAAAUGCAUCUACAUCUCUACUGAAUCUGAGUGACAGGAAAACUGAUAAAUGUGCCAAAGAUAUGAAACAAGAUGGCUGGAACAACCAAAGAAAACUUUCCACUGGAGCAUUGCUAAUUAACUUGGAAGCUACAAACCUUCAUGAUUCUGAAAAAAUAGAAAUUACUGAACAGAUAUCUGCUGCUUCUCCUCUGUUAGAUGAACAUUCCCAAAUUUAUAGUCCAGUUAGUGACAGCUUUGGAAUUUCUUUUUCAGCCUCUAGAAGCUCAGGAUAUCAGUCAGUUACUGAAUAUGAGUUGAACUACAUUAAAGACCUUCAUCAAAACUUUGCAGAUAUUUUAAAUCCAGUGAAUCUUAAUCAACUAUUAAACCAUAAGAAUGAAAUUCCUGUUGAAAUGAAAGAUCUUAAUCCAACUGAAGUAGACAGUUUGACCAAAGUCCACAGUCAUAAUUCUCUAAAAAACAUCAAUAUGAAACAAGUAGAAAACAUUUUAGAAAGUCCACAGAAAAGUAGUUACAGGAAUACCAGGCAAACAGCAACAGUAAUACCGUCUGUUGUUCAAAGAGAAACUUUGUCUGAUGGUGUAGUGAGACAAAGGAAAAAUGGGAAAGUUUCCAGACCAAACCCCCCUAGAAGUCCAUUCAAGAUAAAAAGAGAACAACAUGAAUGGGAGCUUUGUAUGUAUGUGAUUGGUGGUCAAGAACAAGGAAUAUCGAGCCUUUGUAGACAGCCUAUUGCAGUUUGGAAACUUUACAUUUAAAGUUUUAUGCAAUGAAAUGAAUUUAUUACAGCACUUUCAUUUUGACAAAAUAAAUUGUCAGUUUAUUUAAAUCAAAUUAAUUUAUGAAAAUAAGAAA
Limulus polyphemus (Atlantic horseshoe crab) is the source of this 2887-nucleotide messenger RNA. Its product is annotated as tip elongation aberrant protein 3-like. The record is from RefSeq and is a predicted model, not a curated record. Lineage: Eukaryota; Metazoa; Arthropoda; Merostomata; Xiphosura; Limulidae. Gene Ontology annotation, molecular function: protein binding. Bases 325 to 2790 code for a protein of 821 amino acids. The transcript has 10 exons.